This is a messenger RNA of Daldinia childiae, 1269 nucleotides long. RefSeq lists its product as uncharacterized. Gene Ontology annotation, cellular component: mitochondrion. Gene Ontology annotation, biological process: glycerophospholipid biosynthetic process. The coding region runs from base 1 to 1269 and encodes 422 amino acids. NCBI's taxonomy places the organism in Eukaryota, Fungi, Ascomycota, Sordariomycetes, Xylariales, Hypoxylaceae. The record is from RefSeq and is a predicted model, not a curated record. The transcript has a single exon.
AUGCCUAUGUUCGAAGAUUACGAUAUUGCCCAAGCCACUGAGAUGCAGGACAAGAAGGCUGCUUCUACAGCCAACUCCAAUGGCAAUGCCAACGGACACUCUAACGGCAAUGGCACAGAGUCAAACUCUCUGCCCAUUCCUGGAGAUGAUGGUGAUGGACCUAUCGAGGUUCCCGCCUCGAGAUCGUCCGUCUCUGAAGCAGCAAAGUACAUGCACAACUUAAGCAUGUCUCCCUCUAUGAAGGAGAGAAGAGGCUCUCGUAACUCUUUCGGCACAGCUCUUCCCAUCCCCCGAUCUAAGAGACAAUCACGACUAUCGUCGGUUCACUACCCCGAUGGUGAUGAGUCUCUCGGCCGCCCAACACGCCCGGGCAUGCCACCUAUCCAGCCCUCUCGUGCUAUCCUAGCUUCCCAAGUUCAGAGCGUCGAAGUCGAGAAGGUAAAGAAGGCUAAGAACAUGGCUUUCGCUUUCGACAUCGAUGGUGUCCUUGUCCACGGUGACCGUCUCAUUCCUGAGGGCCGUCGUGCUCUGGAUAUCUUGAACGGUGACAACGAACUCGGCAUCAAGAUUCCUCACAUCUUCUUAACUAACGGAUCCGGAAAGCCUGAGAAGGCUCGUUGCGAACAGCUCGCCAAGAUUCUACACAACCCCGUCGACACAGAACAAUUUAUUCAAUCGCACACUCCUAUGAGCGCUCUUGCUGAAUACUACAACACCGUCCUAGUUGUUGGUGGUGAGGGCUACAAGUGCCGUGAAGUUGCCGAGCAAUACGGCUUCAAGGACAUCGUUGUUCCCAACGACAUUGUUGCCUGGGACCAGUCUAUCGCACCUUACCGUGUUUUCACACCCGAGGAGCGAGCAUCUUCUCGGCCACGAGACUUCACUAAGACUAACAUCGAGGCUAUCCUGGUCUUCUCUGACUCUCGAGACUACGCGACUGACAUGCAAAUCAUCAUGGAUGUACUACGAUCCGAGAAUGGUCGUCUAGGUACUAUGGCUAAGGACCCUCUCUCUCAACGCGUCCCUAUCUACUUCUCGCAGGGUGACAUGUUGUGCCCCACCGAGCACUGGACACCCCGUAUGUCUCAGGGUGCAUUCCGUAUCGGUCUUGAGGCCAUGUACCGAGCCCUGACCGGAAUCGACCUUGAGCGUGUCGUUUACGGAAAGCCCGAAACUGCUACAUACAAGUACGCCGAUGAAGUUCUCACCUCGUGGAUGGAGCAACUCCACGGCGAGGAAGCUUCCAGAAAACAUCUACAUGAUCGGUGA